ACCAUCAUAAAAGGUUCAUGGGCAUUCUAGUAUUCUAAUUCCUAAUUCUUCGAGAGACCGUGCAAUCGUGGGAUCUGGUUGUUACUACAGGAUCUUUGCUCUUUAGCUUCUGUCGGACAGAGUAUGACGUAGGAGCAACUUUGCAGGACAUCUCUACACAUUUCCUAUAUCUUUGCAGAUCAUAAUUUCGAAUUAACAACAAAGCAACCCUUUUCAGAUUCGAUUGGGGGGAGCCAACAAUAUCAGCCCCACAAAUGAUCUCCUAAACUGAGAGCAUUGGCAGGAGGCAUCUUGGGGUCCUUGCUCUCCUCAACAGUUGUUAGCCAUGACAACUUCCUCCCCAAGGUUCACGUGGUGUGACUGUGGCAAACACAAGAUUCCUGUCAAAGACACCCAUGAGCUGUGCCUUCACUGUCUGGGCAUCCAACAUGCCAAUGAGGCUGUGCUGGAGUAUGGCAAAUGCCCCCAGUGCUCCAAGAUGGACUGGAGCACCUGCAUCAACCGCCUCACCAAAGUUCAGAAGAUAAUGCACCGUGAAAGCCAGCAGAGGACGCACAAGGCAGCACAGUCUGAAGUUCAGCCCAAGCCUGAGACCACCUCCGCUCCCAUCAAGGAACCAAAACCGGAGGAAGACCCAGUCCCCACUCUGCCCCCACCUCGGCUCUCUACUACCACAUCUGUCUAUUCGUCCACCAUGCCAGUGUUGUUCACCAUUCUCUCCCCGCCCCCAGCACAGACAGGGCCCAAUUCCAGCUUCCCAAAAGACACGUUCCUCACAACUUGCUAUUCAGCAGUCAGCUGACUCCACCCCAUCCAUGAGCCAAUCAGGUUCCCACAUGCUGACUUCCAGCUCCCGCAAACGACACCAUUUCUCAUCAUGCUGCUCCAAGCACUCCAAACGGAGCCGCAGUAGCCACCGGCGGAGGCGCUCUCCAUCCUCCUCGUCUUCCUCCUCCUACUGGACCUCUGAUGAAGAUGGAUUCUGCCCCUCGGGAAAGUGGAGGAGGUCUCAGAGGGAGUCGCGGCAGGCUGUCCGGUCAGAGAGGAGACAUGGGGAGGUGGUUCAACAGAGACUAGAGGCCCAGCAACAGGCCAUCCAGCUACAGUGGGCCAUUCUGGAGAAGCGCAUUGAGGCUCUGGAGAGGAAAGGUGCAGAAGCUGUUGUGUCGUUCCCCACUUCAGCCCAAACUAUACAUCUUCAUGCCUCCAUCCCUAAGGCAUCCACCUGCUCUCAGGAAAGCGAGCAGAGAGACUUAUCUGGCUCUGUCAGCAAGCAGCUGGUGACUGAAUCUAUCUCCCGUAACAUUGUGAAGCAGGAAGAGGAGCCUUCCUCCAUCACAUCUGCCAUGAGACCUCUCAGUGAUGGAGAUGGUGAAGGGGAGGAUGCCUCUCUGUCAACUGUAGCCCCCUGUAGCUCAGUUGGUAGAGCAUGGCGCUUGCAACGCCAGGGUUGUGGGUUCGUUUCCCACGGGGGGCCAGUAUGA
Molecule: messenger RNA, 1484 nt
Organism: Coregonus clupeaformis (lake whitefish)
Lineage: Eukaryota; Metazoa; Chordata; Actinopteri; Salmoniformes; Salmonidae
Exons: 2
Coding region: 816-1484 (222 amino acids)
Source: RefSeq, a predicted model, not a curated record